This is a messenger RNA of Schistocerca gregaria, 2313 nucleotides long. Its product is annotated as cilia- and flagella-associated protein 161-like. The record is from RefSeq and is a predicted model, not a curated record. Gene Ontology annotation, cellular component: motile cilium. The transcript is spliced from 6 exons. NCBI's taxonomy places the organism in Eukaryota, Metazoa, Arthropoda, Insecta, Orthoptera, Acrididae. Gene Ontology annotation, biological process: cilium assembly. The coding region runs from base 125 to 910 and encodes 261 amino acids.
GAACAAAAAUCAGCUGUCUUGGACGCCAGACGAUUAGCCUGUUUUGCUGGUAAUAUUCAUCACUCUUGAAAUGUAGGCUUUACAUAAUUGUCAGAAGUGGUAGCCUUCCUUUUUUAUCAAAAUUAUGGAUCGACCAAAGUAUUCCUCAAGUGUAAGGAUUGGCAAUUGGAACGAAGAGCUUUAUUCAGAAGAGGCCGGCCAGCAGCUUUUUCUGAAGAAACGAGAAAGGGGCGAACUGUUGGUGCAAAAGGCAAGAAAGCUCUUCUUUAAUCUUCUGAGAGAGGUGGAACUAGCGCCCGCUGCGGAAUGGGUGCGUUUCGGCGACGUGGUUCAGUUGCUGGCCACCGAUUUCCCAGUGGCGCUCUCGACGCUGAUCACUGAAAGACAGGUGGACCGCGCGCAACAGUUGGUCACAGGAAGCCCGCUCGUCUGUUCGAAGCUGACGACUCCACCAUGCUUUCGGAAUACCUUCCGCAUUCGCAGUGAACAUGGAGAUGACACCAGAAAUGGUGAACCUGUCAAAUUCAACCAAGACUUUGUUUUGUGUCCAGUUGAGAGCUACGGAAAUCUGCCUCUUUUUGUGGAGUCACGUAUCCCCCAGAUAAAUAUCGGAGUUGGGGCAUCGGGCUUUGCUGCUAUCAUGCUGUCCUGUUACAACAACACUUGUUGUCGAUGGCGAGCCCUGUAUUGGGAUUCCAGUAAACGCCCAGAGAGUGAAGGAUCACCAGUUCCAGAGUGUGAAGUAUCAGUUCAUACAUGCAAAGAUGCUCAAAGAAGAGAGACUGCAGAAAAUCAUUGGAUGUUUGGAAUUCAGAAGCCAGAUGACAUGAAAGUGGCAUGUUCAGAAGCUCCAUCAACAACUGUUGAUCAGCCAAAGGGUGAAAGUCAGCAGCCAGAUCCUGAAGAAUGACAGAGUCAAAUAUUUUCAUUACUUCUGUGAAACAAUUGGUUGUUUUGUAUCCUUCAUAUUUGUAUUGUGGCUCUGUAGAGAGAAAUUUUUAAAUAUUGUUUAUAAAAGGGCUAAGUUGUACAGGCAGUAGUUGUGUUGGUUACAUAUGUGCCUUACAUGAUUUUGCAGCACAAUUUAAAUACUUUCGGUCAAAAGAGACUGCUCACGGUAAAGCAGAGCUGUUGAGUUGGUAGGCGUACACAAAGAAAGAAAGCUUGCUAGUUUUCAGUGUUAUCCUUUGAUGAACUAUAGUGAAAUACACAAACACACUCACACAAACACAUACACAUGCCUAUGCUCCUACAUGGUACUGGCUAGACUAACAGUGCCAAUGCUGUUCUGCAGCAAGUGUACUGGGUGUGGCAGAGGCAGUGUCAUGUGCGGUGGGUAGAGGGAGAGGCAAGCAGGAGGCCGGGGGAGAGACUGUGCUUGAGUGUCUAGCAGCACAGAAGGAGGCUCCUGUUUGCCAGCUGGGAAUGCAGGAGGGAGAGGUGGCAAGUGUAUGGGCUUUCAUAAUUGUAGUGGCCAGUUGGAAGAGGCACAUGGUGCGGGCGACCUGGUGAUGUGAAUUUGGAGGGAAUGAGCAGAUGGAGGAAGGGGAAACUGUUGGGUGGAGGGUUUGGGGACAGUGGGUUACCUAAGAUUGAGACCACAAUGAUUAUAGGGUCGAGGUUGUGUUGUAACGAUAACUCCCACCUGCAUAGCCCAGAGAAGCUGGUGGCAGAGGGAAGGAUCCAGAAGGCUUGGUUUGUGAAGGAGCCUUUGAAGUUGAGCAUGUUGUGCUCAGCUGCAUAAUGUGCCACUGGGUGGUCAACUUUGUUCUUGACAACAGUCUGGCAGUGGCCAUUCAUCCCCAUGGACAUCUGGGUGAUAGUCACACCAGUGUAAAAUGCUGUACAGUGUUUGCAGCAGAGUUGGUAAAUGACAUGGCUGCUUUCACAGGGUGCCCGACCUCUGAUGGGGUUGCCUUGAUCUGCCAUGGGGUAUGAUUCCUACGUCAAGUCAUUAUGCUGGGAGUGGGAUUGCCAUAGGGAUGGACUAGAAUGUUGUGUAGGUUGAGUGGGUAACGGAACACCACUUUAGGAGGGUGAGAUGGGUCUGUGGUAGGAUGUUCCUCAUAUUGGGGAAUGGCAAAAGGUAAUGAAAGCCCUGACCCCUUGGCUGUUCCAGUCCAAGGGGGUAAUGGGUGAUAAGGGGGGCACUCCUUUGUAGCUGAUUGUUGGGGUAGUGGGAGGAUAUGGCACAGGAAAUCUGUUUGUGGAGUAGGUUUUGGGGAGCUGUCGCCUGUUAGUGAGGUCUUCAUCAUACUGGGCUAGGGAGUUCUCAUUGCUGCAGGAACAUUGUCCAUUGGUGGCUGGAGGGGG